UCGAUGCUUCGUCGUUGUACAUCGGUAAGAAACCAGUUUCUGUUCGUGCUUAUACGAUCGACGGGCAUCGAUCGGCACCGCGUCAAUCGUUCGAUUACGACCGUGCGCGCGCGCAUGCGCGCACUCGCUCGCGUUUCGACCUCGACUGAAGACCGUUUCGAAAUUUUCGACACGUGGAAUUGAGCGGGAGUACCUCCGAGAAAUAUCGGCAUUGUGUGCAAACUAGAGAUAAGACCCAUUCGCGACUUCCUAGCGAACGGUUUGUUGUCCGGAUGAACCGAAGCGAAAGAGGGAGGGAAAAAAACAGAGAUAAAUAAAUAAAGUAAUGAUGAUGCUCAGCAAGUUGAGCACGAGACUGCGAUACGUUGGAAGGAAGCUCCUUUUGAGUAGUGGCGAGUUUUCCGCCGGUCCAAAAAGUCAUGCAAGAGGGACGCACUUUAAAUAUUUUCCGUGUGAAAAACCGAUCGUCGCCGGUGAGACUCAAAAGCUGAAUAUGUAUCAAGCUAUAAAUCAUGGGCUUAACAUUGCAUUGGAAAACAAUCCACGUUCAGUGGUGUUUGGCGAGGAUGUGGCAUUCGGAGGUGUCUUUCGUUGCACGAUGGACUUGAAGAACCGUUACGGUGCUAAUCGUGUCUUCAACACGCCUCUCUGCGAGCAAGGAAUCGCCGGUUUCGGAAUUGGUUUAGCCAACGCAGGAAUAUUGGCGAUUGCCGAAAUACAAUUUGCCGAUUACAUAUUCCCCGCUUUCGAUCAGUUGGUAAACGAAGCGGCCAAAAUGAGGUAUCGAAGCGGCAAUAUGUUUGACUGUGGCAAGCUUACGAUUCGUGCACCUUGCGGAGCCGUUGGCCAUGGUGGUCUUUAUCACUCUCAAAGCCCGGAAGCCUACUUUGCACACACUCCCGGUUUGAAGAUCGUCGUCCCUCGCGGAGCGAUGCACGCAAAGGGUCUCCUGUUGAGCUGCAUCGACGAGCCGGAUCCCUGUAUCAUAUUCGAACCUAAAACUCUGUAUCGCAUAGCAGUCGAAGAAGUACCCGUUGCACAUUACAAGAUUGAAAUCGGCAAGGCUGAAAUUGUAAGAAGCGGUGAUGCCGUGACACUCGUUGGCUGGGGCACUCAGGUGCACGUAUUGCUGGAGGUGGCCGACCUAGUCCAGGAGAAACUCGGCGUAUCCUGCGAGGUGAUAGACCUCGUCUCCAUUCUACCUUGGGACGCGGAACUUGUAUGCAAGUCAGCGAAGAAAACCGGACGCGUUAUCGUCGCCCACGAAGCGCCGAUGACGAAUGGAUUUGGGGCAGAAAUAGCUGCAACGAUUCAAACGGAGUGCUUUCUGCACCUGGAGGCGCCGGUUCAAAGAGUCACAGGAUGGGACUGUCCUUUCCCGCAUAUCUUCGAACCGUUCUACCUACCGGACAAGUGGCGUUGUUUCGCGGCUGUCCGAGACAGCCUUAAGUACUGAGGUUGAGACAAAGGGUGGCCAUGGCAGUUGCAGUGGAAAAAUUAAGAAGAAAUUUUGAGAACCUGUUGCCCGCAGAAUGUUUUCAAAUUACUCUAAAAGCAUAUCGUUUUUAUUAUCAGUCAAACGUUUAACAUUAUUUAAACACGAUCUUCUAUAUAUUUUAAUGUAAAUACCUCCUUUUUUCUUAACCAAUUAUCUGAAAGAUUACACGAUACAAAAAAGUGAAGUAAAGGAAAUAAUAAUCGCUUAAAAUCCGCCGUAUGCACUUUACAUGGUUAUUUUAUCGUUUAUAUAUAACAAAUUACUGCUCGUAAUGUAACUCGCGUAAUCGUUCAUAUUUGUAAAACACGUUUACUCUGUUAACCACACAGUGUAAACUAUUAAUUUAGUCUUGUUAAAACUACUGCUUAUCUGGAACAAAUAAAGCAUAUACACACAUAUAUCUUUCAUCGUAAGGAAAUAUGAAUCUGGAUGACCUGACUAGUGUACAUUAUACGCGCACGCAAACCCAUGUCCCUGACCCAGUUAGUCGCAACCCACAUAAAUCCAUCCCUCCUGUCUAAAUUAAUAACAUGAAAGAUGAUACAAAUCGUCGCCGGAGGCAAUAAUGCGCCGUUCGACGAAGAUGUCAGAACAGACAUUCAGGAUGGAUCGUCUAGGUAUCCUUUUUUUUUCCUCACCGAUAAAAUCUGGGUCAAGUCCUUCUUUAAUAAUAAAACUGCGCACCGAUUGUACGCGCCGUGGCAAUGUAAUAUCUCAAUCAAGGUUUCAGUCCCAAGCGCUGUCCUUUCCAGUCUAAACUUUUAGAGUCUCAUAUUCCGCUUGUCAGCAGGAUGUACAUUUUCGAGUGAAGGCGUAAAAAAAGACUGAAGAAGAGAACUCAGAUUUCAAGUCGAAGAAACGAAUACAAGAGAAGUUAGAUUAGCGACAUUAGACG
Molecule: messenger RNA, 2393 nt
Organism: Mycetomoellerius zeteki
Lineage: Eukaryota; Metazoa; Arthropoda; Insecta; Hymenoptera; Formicidae
Gene: BckdhB
Product: Branched chain keto acid dehydrogenase E1 subunit beta
Exons: 8
Coding region: 326-1456 (376 amino acids)
Biological process (GO): branched-chain amino acid catabolic process; response to nutrient
Cellular component (GO): oxoglutarate dehydrogenase complex
Source: RefSeq, a predicted model, not a curated record